GAUGCGUCAGUGAGUGAUUCAACAAAAACAACACUAUCAACAGCGAAUGAACGGCGUCGUGGUUUAGUGGAUUCUGGGUUUGUGCCUCCGGAGAACGAUGGUCACGGCAGUCCUGAACCUGAUCCCGAACGGGUAUUGCGGCAAUUGAGAGUACCGUCGAAUGUGGAAUUGUUCUAUCGAACGCCAAAUCCCUUCAGAUACGGAUUACGAAUGAGGUUGAACGAUGAGGGUGGCAAAGAUUAUUUCGAAACACUACCAGUGGAUAUUAUAUUGAUGAUAUUCAGUUAUCUCAAUAAAACCGAUCUUGUUAUGGCCGCAAUGUGCUGCAGACGUUUCCGUGACAUUGGUUAUAAUCAGUCGUUAUGGGAAUUCAUGGAUCUCGGUCAAAAAUUUGUUACGGACACAGAGAUACAUUCUUUGAUGGAUCGUGGAGUACGUUAUCUGCGUUUAACGUACACAACGAUAAUUGCCAAACAGAACGACAGUGUUAAUUCUUCACCUGACAGUCAGCCUACACAUUCAAGUCCAACCGAAGAACCUCAGCAACCAAGAGUGUUUCCUAGUAAAUUGACACAUUUGGACUUAUCCGGUUCAGCGAUUGAAAGACCUGAUAUUUUCGCGAGUAUUUUGAGGAGAUGUACAAAACUUGAGGUUGGAAUCGUCCAUAUGAAUUUCAAUUUGGAUUCCGAAUUUUUGAUUUAUCAAAUCUGA
Messenger RNA from Anisakis simplex (herring worm), 711 nucleotides. NCBI's taxonomy places the organism in Eukaryota, Metazoa, Nematoda, Chromadorea, Rhabditida, Anisakidae. The record is from the annotation of a GenBank genome assembly.